Molecule: messenger RNA, 1056 nt
Organism: Arabis nemorensis
Lineage: Eukaryota; Viridiplantae; Streptophyta; Magnoliopsida; Brassicales; Brassicaceae
Source: the annotation of a GenBank genome assembly
AUGAAGAUGCUAAUGUUGAUAAACUGUUUGGUUAUUGCCGGUUUCUAUGCCGGAUUUGGGACCGGUCAGCCUCUUGUACCGGCUCUAAUCAUAAUGGGAGAUUCAGUUGUCGAUACCGGUAACAACAAUCGCCGUACUACCCUCGUCAAGGCCAAUUUCCCUCCAUAUGGCCGCGACUUCUUCGCCCACAAUGCCACCGGCCGUUUCUCUAACGGAAAGCUCGCCAUCGACUUUACCGCUGAGUAUCUAGGGUUCACUUCUUACCCGGUGCCCUACCUUAGCCAACAAGCAAAUGGGACACAUUUGUUAACCGGAGCCAAUUUUGCCUCCGCUGCUUCCGGUUUUGACGAUGCAACUGCCCUACUAUAUAACGCAAUCACAUUGAACCAACAGCUGAAAAACUACAAAGAGUACCAAAGCAAAGUGACGAACAUGGUAGGGAGAGACAGAGCAAACGAGAUAUUCGCAGGCGCGAUUCAUCUUCUAAGCACGGGAUCAAGCGAUUUUCUUCAAAGCUAUUACAUUAAUCCGAUCCUUAACCGGAUUGUCACGCCUGAUCGAUACUCAGAUCGUCUCAUGAACAUCUAUUCCAAGUUUAUCCAAAAUUUAUAUGGUUUAGGGGCUAGAAAGAUUGGAGUAACGACGUUACCACCUUUAGGUUGCUUACCGGCUGCCAUAACGAUGUUUACUGAAGCCGGGAACAAUACGUGCGUCGAAAGACUAAACCGGGAUGCGGUUUCCUUCAAUACCAAACUCAACAAUACGUCUAUAUACUUAACCAACAAACUUCCCGGUCUGAAAUUGGUCGUCUUUGACAUCUACACUCCUCUCUUGAACAUGGUCAUGAACCCUGUCGAAAACGGGUUUUUUGAAGCAAGAAGGGCUUGUUGUGGAACCGGAACAAUGGAAACUUCGUUCCUAUGCAAUGCAAGAUCGGUCGGUACAUGUUCGAAUGCUACCAAUUACGUGUUUUGGGACGGUUUUCAUCCAUCCGAGGCAGCUAAUCGUGUUCUCGCAAGGAAUCUUCUUGUCCAAGGAAUCCCUCUCAUCUCCUAA